CUGAUGCUCAGAGAUACUCGCAGGGAGAAAUGCAUGUACUGUAUAUGCGUUCUGCUGCAUUCUGAUUAGGCACAGGUAGCUCCAGAGCCAUAUGUGUAUGCUCAGGGGGAGCAUGAGAAGCCUACGUCUGCUGUCCUCCCUGAGGAUCAGCACUCCAACACUUUAAGAAGGAGUCCCAUUUUCUAUAAGUAUAUAUGUCCUGGUACCCCAUUAUCUUGGGUAGCAGCGGACGGCAGCCCUGGAGAAGAGACUACUUCAUAGGGGGGAGGGGAGGAGAAGUGGCACCCCAUUUCUGGAAGAUGAGGGGGGCAGCUGCUGGUCUCAUCCUCGCAAUGCUAAGCCUCCCCCCUCUCUGUCAUUCUCUGCCCCCCACGGAUUACCUGGCCCCUUUGGAUGGAUAAUUAAAGGGUUUUUUUACUUUUGAUCUGGGUCCCCUACUACGCAGCUAUUGGACCCAAUAGAAGGGGAAUUGAAUACGCAUCUCUGACUGGAAACCAGGCAAGAUUGGGGGUGACCAGCCCCCCUUCCAUCACAGACCUGCACCUUCUCCAAGCUAACAUGGGAUGUAACAUGUGUGUGGUUCGGAAACCAGAGGAGCAUUACAAAGUGAUGCUGCAGGUGAACGGAAAGGACCUUUCUCGACUCUCCCAGGAGCAGACAUUUGAGACGUUACGCACCACUAAAGACCCUCUCUUGAUCCAAGUGCUGAGACGGAGCCCCCGCAUGAAAGGAGCGUUGACAGCUUCCUCCCAUGACCUGCAGUUUGUGAACAGUGGAACACAGACAGAUAUCACCUUUGAGCACAUCAUGACAUUGGGCAAACCGAGACCCCCCAGCCCUGCCAUAGUUGUCUUAGAACCGUAUGUACUAUCAGAGCUACCACCCAUUGGGAAUGAGUUCUAUGAGCAAGCGGAGUAUAUGGAUGGAGUGCAGCCUGAGGGAGAGCGUACGGAUGAGCUGGAGUAUGAGGAAGUGGAGCUAUGUAAAUCCAGUCAUCAAGACAAACUUGGGCUCACCGUGUGUUACCGCACAGAUGAUGAGGAAGACUUAGGGAUAUAUGUCGGAGAGGUGAACCCAAACAGCAUUGCAGCAAUAGAUGGGCGCAUAAGGGAAGGAGAUAGAAUUCUUCAGAUUAAUGGCAUGGAUGUACAAAACCGGGAAGAGGCUGUGGCUAUCCUGACACAGGAAGAGAGCACAAAUAUCUCCUUGCUGGUUGCUCGUCCAGAGACUGAGAUGGGCAGGAGAUGGAAAGAUAGUGACAGAGAGGACUUCUUGGAUGGUUUAGUAUCUGAAAAUGAGGAGGAACUGCAAGCACAGAGGCUGAACUCCCCACCUCAGCAACAGGUUGAGAAUGAGGAAGUUGAAGCCAGCCCCAAAUCUCCUCGUCCUUUCCCUCACCCUGCAGUCUUAAGCCGUAGUCAGGAACUGGACAGUGGAGUAGGACGGACAGAUGAGAGCACUCGCAAUGAUGAAAGCUCUGAACAUGACAUUUUGGGAGAUGACCAAACAAGCAGUGCUAAUACACCAGGUAGUCAACGCCGUCUACGCUUCCUGCGUGCAGACUCCCAGCUUCCUCUCCAGUUCCGUGAAUUUCAUCACAGUCUGGACUCCCUGCUUGCAGCAGAUGGAUCGGUACCGUACAAUGAGGUCCUUCCACCAGUGGCAGGGUUAACAGAUGAGGAGUACGAACGGUACAGAGAACUACUUGAAAUCACCUGCCAUCUGGAGAAUGGUAAUGGACCUGCCUUCCUUUAUGCUUCACGACAAGGUGGACUAGAUGUAAAUCGCAACGAGAGUGUCUUAAGGGAGAUGGCAGUGCUGGAGGAGGAAUUGCGGCAUCUGGAGUUUAAGUUCCGCAAUGUUCUACGGGCACAAAAGAUGCAGCAACUGCGGGAACGUUGCAUGAAAGCCUGGCUUCUGGAAGAGGAGGACAGUCUUUAUGAGUUUGUGGGUGGGGGCUGUGCAAACAAUGAAGUUUCCACAAAGCUUCCAGAUAUCACUGAGUUGCCAGAAAGGUCAGACAAAGACAGUACCAGUGCAUACAACACUGGCGAGAGCUGUCGGAGUACUCCACUUAUGAUGGAACCACCAUUGCCAUUGGACAGUCCCUUACGGAGAAUUAAUGAGCCUUCAGGUGCAUUUUGCCAAGCAGUAGAAGGGCUCUCCUCUAAUGCUAACAUGAACAGAGGGCAUUGUAAAAAUGUGCCCCCAUACCCUGGUAGCCCAGAACCAGUGCCAUCCAAAUUUCGCUCUCUGUGCCGUGAGGGGCGCCACCCAACAGAGGAAAGAUUAAGAAGAGCAACAAAACACGGAAAUGAGUUGGAUAGGGGGAGCCGUGAGAGUAGUCCAUACCUCAGCAGACGCCAGCACUCCCAAAGUGGGGAACGUUAUCGAAGCUGCCUCCAGUUGGCCCAACAAAGAAGUCUUGAUGAACUUGAAGUAGUCCCCACCUGUGGUAAGGCCAUGGGGGCUACACAGGGAAAUCACUCCCAACCAGAGCCAAGAAUGGAAUGGAAGGUAAAAGUGAGGAGUGACGGCACACGCUAUGUGACUAAACGUCCUGUUAGAGACCGCCUCCUAAAAGCAAGAGCCAUGAAAAUCAAAGAGGAGCGUAGUGGGAUGACCACGGAUGAUGAUGCUGUGAGUGAGAUGAAAAUGGGACGUUACUGGAGCAAGGAGGAUAGAAAGCGGCAUCUGAUGCGCGCUCGGGAGCAAAGGAAGAGAAGAGAAUUCAUGAUGCAGAGCCGGUUAGACUGCUUACGGGAGCAGCAACAGCAGCAAGGUGCAGAGGGAAAAGGCGAAAUGAGCAUCAUCGCCCUUAGCCACCGGAAGACUAUGAAAAAGCGCAACAAGAAGAUCUUGGAUAACUGGAUCACCAUCCAGGAGAUGUUGGCCCAUGGCACACGAUCAGCUGAUGGAAAGCGGGUCUACAAUCCCCUGCUUUCCGUUACCACGGUCUGAGCGGCAGCUGGCAUGCCUAUCAAUCUCUUUGCCAAAUCAAAAAUUCUCUCAUUUCUGUCUUUGUGCCACACUGUUUCUAUCCAUCCCUUCUUUUCACCAAUUACAAUAUUUUUGUUUCUUUCCUCAAUCUUUCGGAAUAUCUGAGAGGUAUUUAAAACACAGGGUUAACUUCUAAACCAGAUCUAGCCUGUAGAUUUCACAGCUCCAAAAAAAAAAAAAAAAAACUAUUUGAGAAGUUCUGGAUUUUGGCCGGAGCAGUUGCUGAACAAGACGAAUGUCACAAUCUAUCGUCAAACUGCUCCUAGGUGGAAUAAAAAAACAGAGCACAAGUUUGUAUCCUAUGACUACGGUACUUGGAAAUGUUUUUGGCCUUGCAGAUGGAUGGAAAUGGAAUAGCCUUUGCCGAUAUUACUUCCAUGGUGUUUCUCUCUAAAGGUGUGGCCCUUUCAUAGGGCUUUGUUGAGAAAUGCGACCGACGCAAUUCAUAAAAUACAAAAACAAACGAAACACUGCCAUCUGGUGGUUAACGAGCACAUGGACAGCUAUAAAAACCAGCACAAAAGGACAGUAAUAUAGCACAGAGCCAUGGAGAGGUGGUUGUGAGAUUUGGAUCAAGAAUCUGCCUUUUAUCUUAUGGACAUAACUGCACAUUACAAGGAAGGUUUUGUGCAAGAUUACGUCUUAGAAAAUGUAAUCUGUCUGUUGUUUCCGACGUGAUUGUGACCUCUGUUUGAUCUUAUUUAUUGUCAUGUUUUCACUAUUCUGUUUGACUUUGAAUGUGUGAGCCUGAGAAGAAGGAAAGAGGUUUUUUUGGUACAGUACGUGCAAGAGGAACUUUUGCAGGGAGUAGAGCAAAGAUUUUCUUAGUCCAUUUUAGUUGUUCUUUUAAUACCAGGAGUAUCCUAGAAAUCUCUUGCAGCGUAAGAAACAUUACAAAUGUUUUUCAUUUCACCACAUUCAGCGUAUGUUCCCUAGGUAGUGGUACUGAACACCACAUGAAAGCUCAAGGGACUUGUCCCAUUCUGGCCGAAAAGCUUUAAAGUACUAUUGAUUCAAGAAGACCUUGGUGCACGUUGCCAUAAAGAGAGAGAAAUGCAUUAAAAAACCUUUUAUAUGACCAAAUCAGUGUUUGUCAACAGCUUACAAUGGGUUCUAAGCCCAAGUGCACCAGGUCUACAUCCUUAAACAGUGACAGAUAAAAAAAUGCACAAUACAUACAAAACUAGCACAAUAGUAACUAAAUAUAAGUCCCAGCAAUGUGAAAGAGAGGCAGCCUAUGAAGGGGCGUAGACAGGCUUUAGGACAGAGUACGUAACAGAGCAUGGCUCCUGCCAGGAUUACGUUACUACUGACAACCCCUACUUCAAGUCAGGGCAGGGCCAGGUUAAGGGUCACAUGGGCCUGGAUCUGAAAAUGUUCAAGGGCCUAUACUGAGAAGAGAAGGAGGCGUGACCAGUGCUGUGUAGGUGUGGCCAGUGCCAUGUGGGCGUGUACAACCCCUGCACCAUACUUGCCUACUCUCCCGGAAUGGCCGGGAGGCUCCCGAAAAUCGGGUGACCCUCCCGGCCCCCCGGAAGAGCAGGCAAGUCUCCCGAUUUGCGGGGUCCCCCCUGCCCGUCCGCCCACUUAGUGUGUAAAGUGGGCGGUCCGGGCAGUCGAUGACGCGAUUCUUGCUGAAUCGCGUCAUCAUAGUCACGCCCCUGCAGUGUAAUGCCGGUGAUCGCGGCAUUACAGAGCGGGGGCGUGGCUUAAAGGAGGUGUCACUGUGACCCCGCCCUUGCUCCGCCUCCGGCCACCCCCUCCUUUACAGCACAGCCUCCCCUGCCCGCCCACUGAGCCGACCUGGCUGCUCUCUCCCGCAGAGAGCAGCCAGAAUAUCGGUAAGUAUGCCCUGCACCAUCAGUCCCACUGUCUCCCUAAGUAUCUAACAAUAGAAAAAUUGCAUAAUUGGUGAAAAAACUAAAAAAAUAUAUGAUUUAUGGACAACUGUGAGGCCAGCUGGUCAUCGUAAUACUGCCAUGAUGAUGGGCCUAUUUUUAUGUGGAGGCCAAGGGCUGACCAUCAGCCAUCACAAGGGGAAUGAAGGUGAGUGGGACUGGCUAUGCCCACCUAAUCACUUUGCUGCCCCCCACCCCACGCUCCUUGGAGCAUGCACAGUGAAGCCUGUUUCAGAUUUCAGGUCAACUGAGAGCUUUACUGGGUAUGUGGUGGAGCUACAUAUUCAGAAGAGUUAGGGCCUAAGGAGGAGAUAGAAAUGUAUAGCUAAACUGAGCAACGACUUCAUAUUGAGCCCUUGCAUGUAGCUUUGGACACAGUUACCUUGUGGAAAGACUAAUGGCCUGAUUUUGAGGUGGAAUGUAUGCAAAAAAUAAACAAAAAAAACCCUGUAACUGUGCACCUGGGCAAGACCAUCCUGCACUGCAGGUGGGGCAGAUGUAACGUGUGCAAAGAGCGUUAGAUCUGAGAGGGGUGUUCCCAAACUGAAAUAUCAAUUGCAGUGUAGCAAUAAAGCUGUCCAGCAUGUGUGGGUUACAUGAUAAAGCUGCCCGUAUUUACCCUGCAUGCAACAACACCAAAACAAGGCAUUUGAUCCCCUUGCAGUGCAACUUUGUCCAGGUGCAAAGUUACUGGCUCUUUUUUGCUUUACUCCCACCUCAGAUGCUUGGUAAUCUUGGAAUAAUAAAUACUAGUUCUGUCUGUGUCCACUCAUAUCACUGGAGAUUUUUAAUUGCCCGCACUGACCUAAAAAACAUAAACUUUAAGGGUUAAAGGGCGGGAUGUACCAACAUGGUACAUCCCGCCACUUACCGCACCAAUACUUAUCGCAUAUCCACUAAUAUGCAAUUAGUAUCGCAAAGGGCAGCUCUCCCGAUAAGAGCUGCCCUUUACAAUGGCUGCCGGACCCUGGACUUCCAAGUUUAUGACCCAGGAGUCAUCUACGCAUGCGCAGAAGGAUGCGGCCGCCGCGAGGGAUGCUGGGAAGGAGCCAAUCGGAUCCCUCUGACAGCACCGAUGCAGAAAGAAGACCAUAGGCUUCUAUAGAGGAAAAGGCAGCUUUUGCUGGCGUUAUCCGCCACACUGAAGCUCCAGCAUUCGAGACUUAUUACAUAGGGGAAAUGCGGUAAAACCCUGAAAAAGAACCCCCAAAAAACCAGAAACUUUUUUUUUUUGCUUAAUUGUAGAAAGUGUAUACAAAACAAAGUGUUGAGCAAUCCCUCUGCAGGUGACAAGCAAGCUCGGGUGACUAUACCUGCCACCUCUUUCCUGCUCGCUUACUAUCCAAUACCUCCCAGUGGUGUCUCUUGGACCUAUGUCACACAGCUAAGCAGGACAGAAAAGAUACAGGGAUUAUAGGGAAGGCAUUACAAUUAGUGCAACCCUUCUUGAAUGGUCAGCUCUGCUGGCUGUAUAACUACUGUAGCACCAUCACAGAAGUAGAAAACAUCCUAUAACAAGGAUAUUUCUAUACAUUCAUCCCUUAAUGCUUAUAUUAGACACCUACAAAGGGAACCAAUAAAAUAUAUGAUGUUUCAUCAAUAAAGCAAGUUGCAGUAUUAAGAACUCACAAUAGAACGGAACAAAAUACAAUGGUUUGUAAAUUAAUUUGGGGCAAAGCUUGUUUUUCUGUAGUGUUUUAUUUAUUAAGUACAUAGAAUUAUUUGCAUAUUAUUAUAAAUUAUUAACACCACUCUUAGCUGAAAUAAUCAGUUUUUUGUGCUCAUUUUCUUAAUUUGAAUUGUAUUUUUAUCAGUUUUCUUGCAGUUCUCGCCCCUCCUAGAAGUCUGAGCUGCACUGAGUAAUCAGAUAGUGAACCACCCACAUCUCUCUUUUUAAUACCUGGGCCGGCAUGUCAUGUGAUGAAGUCCGGGUUCGGCGGCCGGUCGGGCGGUUUAUUUAAAGGGGCAAUCGUGUACAAGGCUAAACCAUGCCUUCUAAAUUAUUUCUCCUUUAAAUACAGUACAAGUUCGGCCGUCAUCCCACAGGGCCAACGAACUCGGACUUUGUUACAUCCCGCCCCUUGUUUUAUCAGGACAAACAACACUCUUUCUAUAAAUAGUUUGCCCAUUCAGAUAUUGUUUUAUGUGUCUGUCCGCAUUUGCCCUACCGUUUUGGUGAAACAGAUAUGGUUUCGCCAUGAGUUUAUAAACUUACUUGAAACACUAGAUGUACUGCUGACCCAUCAGAGUGAACUAUAAAGCUAGUGUCACUGAUGUUUAGUUGUUAUUUUUUAGUUGUUUUUUUUUUCAUCAAUAGUUUUUAUUGAAUUUUUGUGUUGCAAAACAGGGGUACAUAAGGAAGAUAUUUUUUAGUUUUUAAUUAAUCCCCUCAUUUAAAACCAUGGAAGAUAAAAACAUACUUUGUCCCAAUUAAUUGACACGCUACUGUAGAUUUAUGUAGUACCCAUAAACCCACAAAACAGGCUUAUUUGAUGAAGCAUUUUAAAAUAUCACUCUAGCCAUACUGUACAUUAUACUGAAAUCCACGUACAAAUGGACCAGUAGAUCAUGUGGCACCUUUAGUGGCCUGUCUGAUCUAGCGUGGGUGUCUGGCAGCACAGUAGGUACAGGAGCAGGUAUAUUUAAAAAAAAAAAAAAUGUUGAUAAAUUCACUGCUAUAAUAGAUUGUAUACUUCUAAUAUGUACUUGGUACUAUGAGUUUCCCUAGAUACUAAAAUAAAACCAUAUUUGCAAAAUCAGCCAGAAAGAUAAACUAAAGAAAACAUAUAAAGGGUAACAAAAAAUAGCAGAUUUAUCAGGAACCUUCUCUCCCACAGGUGUCCUUCAUGUUCCACCUCCAUACUUCAGUGCUGUGGUGGCUUCAUGGUCCACCUCCAUACAUCAGUGCUGUGGUGGCUUCAUGUUUCACCUCCAUAAUUCAGUGCUGUGGUGGCUUCACGGUCCACCUCCAUACUUCAGUGCUGUGGUGGCUUCACGGUCCACCUCCAUACUUCAGUGCUGUGGUGGCUUCAUGUUCCACCUCCAUACAUCAGUGCUGUGGUGGCUUCAUGUUCCACCUCCAUACUUCAGUGCUGUGGUGGCUUCACGGUCCACCUUCAUACUUCACUGCUGUGGUGGCUUCAUGGUCCACCUCCAUACUUCAGUGCUGUGGUGGCUUUACAGUCCACCUCCAUACUUCAGUGCUGUGGUGGCUUCACGGUCCACCUCCAUACUUCAGUGCUGUGGUGGCUUCACGGUCCACCUCCAUACUUCAGUGCUGUGGUGGCUUCAUGGUCCACCUCCAUACUUCAGUGCUGUGGUGCCUUCAUGGUCCACCUCUCAGACUCAGUGAGUAGAUGGUGACUGAAAGACUAGUGUUUGAUUUCUCUUGUGGGUCAUAUGUUCGGCAUUCUUUAAAUCACCAUUGUUACUGUGUCUCCUUCUCUGCUACUGGCUCGAGAACCUUAAUAAACUGUUACCUUUCUAAUAGUAUGGAAA
Pseudophryne corroboree (corroboree frog) is the source of this 8396-nucleotide messenger RNA. It is a transcript of the gene PDZD4, whose product is annotated as PDZ domain containing 4. Bases 559 to 2961 code for a protein of 800 amino acids. The transcript has 8 exons. The record is from RefSeq and is a predicted model, not a curated record. Gene Ontology annotation, molecular function: protein binding. NCBI's taxonomy places the organism in Eukaryota, Metazoa, Chordata, Amphibia, Anura, Myobatrachidae.